This is a messenger RNA of Syngnathus acus (greater pipefish), 3506 nucleotides long. It is a transcript of the gene tbl1x, whose product is annotated as transducin beta like 1 X-linked. Gene Ontology annotation, cellular component: histone deacetylase complex. The record is from RefSeq and is a predicted model, not a curated record. Gene Ontology annotation, molecular function: protein binding; transcription corepressor activity. The transcript has 15 exons. Lineage: Eukaryota; Metazoa; Chordata; Actinopteri; Syngnathiformes; Syngnathidae. Gene Ontology annotation, biological process: regulation of transcription by RNA polymerase II. Bases 393 to 1934 code for a protein of 513 amino acids.
GAGCGCCUGCUUGCUGCUGUCUCUUUUCGCGUCCCCCCUCCCUCGUCCUCAGUGAACGGCGAACUCCUCCGUAGUAGCCCGCAGUGGCGACACGCUAACUCGGCUUUUAUUAUUAUUUUUUUUCUUUACGCCCCCCUCCCCCACUACCGGGGACGUAGCCGAGUUGGCACCCCCACCCCGACAAAAAAAAAAAAAAUACACCAGCGGUCGGAAUUUGAAAUAUGACGCUGAGUAAAAUGGGAGGAAAGUCGUCGCUAGCUUGUUGAAGUUGGGAGAAUAUCCUUGUGGAAGAGGCGGCGGCGGCGGCGGUGGACACCACGAGUUCACUCUCGUAAUAUCGAAAGGAGUGAGCCGAGCCUUCCAACAGACCUCCGCUGUUUCUUUGGGCUAAAAUGAGUAUUACCAGUGACGAAGUGAACUUCUUGGUCUACAGAUACCUCCAAGAAUCAGGUUUCUCUCACUCCGCGUUCACCUUUGGCAUCGAGAGCCACAUCAGCCAGUCCAACAUCAAUGGUACACUAGUGCCCCCUGCAGCCCUCAUCUCCAUCCUGCAGAAAGGGCUCCAGUAUGUGGAGGCAGAGAUUAGCAUCAAUGAGGACGGAACGGUCUUCGACGGCCGGCCGAUCGAGUCGCUGUCGCUCAUCGACGCCGUGAUGCCCGACGUGGUGCAGACGCGGCAGCAGGCUUUCCGCGACAAGCUGGCCCAGCAGCAGGCCACUUGCCCCAUGACGGCGUCCACUUCUGGAAACCAGUCCAACGCGCCAAAGAAUGGGGACGCCACCGUCAACGGGGAGGAGAACGGCACCCACAACAUGAAUAACCAUUGUGAGUCAAUGGAGAUGGAUGUGGACGUGGAGAUACCCGCCAGCAAAGCCACAGUGCUGCGAGGUCACGAGUCGGAAGUGUUCAUCUGUGCCUGGAACCCUGUCAGUGAUCUGCUGGCCUCGGGUUCGGGGGACUCCACCGCCAGAAUCUGGAACCUGAACGAGAACAACAACUCCAACUCCACCCAACUGGUUCUGCGGCAUUGUAUCCGAGAAGGCGGGCAGGAUGUCCCCAGCAACAAAGAUGUCACCUCUCUAGACUGGAAUAGCGACGGGACGCUCCUAGCGACAGGCUCGUAUGACGGUUUUGCCAGGAUAUGGACGAAGGACGGAAAUCUGGCGAGCACCUUGGGACAGCACAAGGGUCCCAUAUUUGCACUCAAGUGGAACAAGAAGGGGAACUCCAUUCUCAGUGCUGGCGUAGAUAAGACGACAAUCAUUUGGGACGCGCACACAGGAGAAGCCAAACAGCAGUUCCCCUUCCACUCAGCUCCAGCUCUAGACGUGGACUGGCAGAACAACACCACCUUUGCCUCGUGCAGCACGGACAUGUGCAUCCACGUGUGUCGCCUCGGCAGCGAUCGACCACUCAAGACAUUCCAGGGUCACACUAACGAGGUUAACGCCAUUAAGUGGGAUCCAUCGGGAAUGCUGCUCGCCUCCUGCUCAGACGACAUGACCUUAAAGAUCUGGAGUAUGAAACAGGAAACGUGCGUCCACGAUCUGCAGGCUCACAGUAAAGAGAUUUACACCAUCAAGUGGAGUCCGACCGGGCCCGGCACGAGCAAUCCUAACUCCAACAUCAUGCUGGCCAGCGCGUCGUUUGAUUCGACGGUGCGGCUCUGGGACGUCGAGCGAGGCGUCUGCAUCCACACACUAACCAAGCACCAGGAGCCCGUCUACAGCGUGGCCUUCAGCCCGGACGGCAAACACCUCGCCAGCGGUUCCUUUGACAAGUGUGUGCACAUUUGGAACACCACGACCGGGGCUUUGGUGCACAGCUAUAGAGGUACUGGUGGGAUCUUUGAAGUGUGCUGGAAUAGCACCGGGGACAAAGUCGGCGCCAGCGCAUCAGACGGCUCGGUAUGUGUCCUCGACCUCCGGAAAUAGCGGAAUUGGCCGGCGAAUCGUUGGAAUGUGCAGCAGACUGCCUUCUUUAGACAUCAGCAAAUGCUCUCUGUGCUCCUGGAGGGGGGGCGUGACAUGUAGGUGGAGUUAAAUACAACAACAACAAAAAAACUCACAGGAGCAACUACAAGGACAAAAAAAACGGACAAAGAAGGAGCGACUCACCACCAUGCAGGGGUGAAGCCGUCAGACAUGGAGCGUGUUGACGAUGAGUCCAAUUGGAGGCCGACGAAGACAACAUUGGAGCUACCCCUGAGUUUUUAUGAGGUGUCUCGUGAGGAAGCGCUACCAUCCGCCACUCCUCCCUCCCGCCCGUAGCGGUGGUCCUCUGCAGCUCGGCCGCUUGGCAGGAAGGGUGACGUAAUCGAAACGCAUGCCAAGAGGCAGCCAUUGAUGGGAAGAAGGCUUGCAGAAUUCCUCCCCGCAACUCAGCGGUGACACAAUGAGGGUCAGCGACCAUAGCGAAGCCUCGCUUCCGAUGGAGGACGGCUCGUCCGAAGACCCCCGUCGCCCCCCUACGUCCUUCUCUCCACAGAUAGACUUGAAAGUGCGAAAUGGUGGAGCGUGGAGUUUCUGGACACCAGUCCGCCCAAAAAUACAAACCUCCCAAACCGGCCCAAUUUGCUCAAUAAUUGGAAACAACACGGACAAAAAAUGAGUGAAAAAGUGUGGUUUACAAAGAGAAUUUUUGCCCUUUUUUGGAUGUACAUGUAAAGAAUGUAAAGAUAUGUAAAUUAGAUUAAUACACAGACUUAUAUACUGUGUAUAUAUGUUUAUAUACAGUCCACCUUAUUGACGUCACGUUAGGGGCUCACUAAUGGCGAGAGCGGUCUUUGCUGACGGGCCGCAACGAGGCCGCUUUUUAAUUCAAAACGUGUUUUUCCAGUGAAGGCACAAACGGCAAAAUUUACGAAAUCAUCAUGGUCGUCGUCGUCGUCUUCAUGUUCGGUUGCGUGUUCACAUUGCGUGUUGAAUGGGCUGUACAAGGCCACACCUACCAAACUAGAAAACAGUUAUGGCGGGUUAGCCUUUCCACAUUUUUGUUUUUUGGGCACUUUUUCCCCCCCAAAUCUGAAUCCAAUCCAAAAUGUUAAAUUUGUUUUUUACCGGUUUGAGCAUAAAAAAAAACAUUUCCAACUAGUUCCACUCUGCCCCUUUGUUCCUCUUCCAUUCCUUUGCUGUCAAGUUGCGCUCAAUGUGAAGUGCACUUUUUUUUCCCCUUUCCUCACAAUGGCUUUCGCAAUUUUUGGUUAUAAGUGAAAGGCAGACAGUUUCUUUAUCUCGCCCCUUUCAUAUUUUUUUUUUUUUCUGUCAGGUGUCACAAUAGGAUGUCAACGGGUGGUCCAUCGUUUUUCUGACUUUUUCAGAGCCAUUAUUGUCUGUGUCAGACUGGGAAAUUGGGCUGUGGGUUUGGUGGCCAAUGUGGAUGAAAGGCUGUGACAGCUACUAUUACUAUGUCUCUGGCGCACCCUGGUCCAGGGUGUGGUCACCCGUUUCAAGACAAAACAUUCAAGUCGUUCAGUGUCUCAAAUAAAUCACUCUAUUUUGAUAUCA